Messenger RNA from Dimorphilus gyrociliatus, 1549 nucleotides. Lineage: Eukaryota; Metazoa; Annelida; Polychaeta; Dinophilidae. The record is from the annotation of a GenBank genome assembly.
AUUUUUACCGUCUAUAUGUACAAAGGUAACGGCGCCAGUGUAGUAAACGCUACUUUGAAAGAUGACGUUAUCGGAUGAACUUCACGAACCGCGUACCAGCCCUUUCGCUCCAUCGCAUGGACGGCAUCAGUGGGAUGUUAAUGAUAAUACUCUUCCUCCGGUAAGCGAUUUUGAUCAGUUUGAAGAAUGGCCAAAUGGACAUUCGCGUUACGUAUAUCCUGCCGAUAUGGAGGACGCAAGACGACACUCAUCUGGUUGGGCGAUGAGGAACACUAAUAAUCACAAUGUGAAUAUUUUAAAAAAGAGUUGCUUGGGAGUUCUCGUCUGUUCACAACGUUGUGUACUGGAAAAUCAGACAAAAGUACAUAUGAGGCCAGCUAUUUGCGAUAAGGCGAGAAAGAAGCAGAUAAAUAAAGCAUGCCCCAAUCAAAGAUGUAAUGGUCGUUUAGAAUUGAUGGCAUGCCGGGGACACUGUGGUUAUCCGGUAACUCACUUUUGGAGGCAAUCGAACGGAGCAAUAUUCUUCCAGGCAAAAGGAAUUCAUGAUCACCCUCAACCAGAAGCAAAAUCUUCAGCUGAGGCACGUAGACAUAAUUCGUCGUGUGUUACUAAGGAGAAUAGACAACCUAAUUUGGGUUACAGACGUUUUGCUAGUCCAAAAAAGAGGCCUGCAAGUGCUGUUACGACGACAAGCUCUCCACCAGGAUUCAAUCAAUUCAAAAUUCCUCGAAUAGAGAUGUCUUCAACAACUGCUCCAUCACCGUGCCCUUUUCCUGCCUUUGAGACUGCCGCUCAUCACAAUUCAACGCCUCGUCUAUUUUACGAAACACACUAUACCCCCGCAGCCGAAUUUGAAAGUUCUAAUCACAAUUACCCAACACUCAGGCAAUACCAAAAUCCUCCCUCUGACUUUGAUUUUUUGCCACAAGAACAAUAUUGUCCCCCAACAUUUGCUCCCCCUCCUCCACCUCACCACACUCACGCUCAUCCAUCAGCGCCCGUUCCCCAAGUCUCUGAAUGCCUUUACACUCCAGCGUCAACGAUUUCAACUGCCGAUAGCUGUACUUUUAACGAUCCGUCCGAAUUUCUUCAAUUUUCAUCAAAAAAAACAGAUGAUUUACCAAGUUUUGGCCCAGCAUUUAUGCAAGAAGCUGCUAAAAAUUCCUCAUACGCUGAAUUACAACCAGUUCAAGGUUCCAGAACAGCAUCCUUUUUCCCUGAACAAAAUACAGUUUCAACCGGCUAUGAUUUUUUCCCAACGUAUUCUAGUUUGCGCUACGCAUCAACUGGUGAAGUAACCGAAUAUAAUCCAUUCCUGCCGUCGUUUGGCUACACGACACAAUGAACUUUUUCAUCAUGAUUUUGUUUAAGACAAAUGCUUUGUUUGUAAAAAAUAUUUCUAGUUUCGUUUACCUUUUGUUUGUUAUUCCAUUGGCUAUAAUUUAUUUUGGGCUUAGGGUAUUUUGUUAGAUAGAGCUUUCAGUGUUAGAAAGAAAGGAAAUUUGUUCAAAAAAUUGAAUGUUAAAUACAUGGAUACUGUAUAAAUAAG